UCUUUUCCAAUAUUUGCGGGCUGGAAACGUCUCUGGCUCUCCGGUUGUCGUCGUAGUCUUGCUUUUUGGAAGGAAAAUUUUCAAUGCUCCUUCGAUUUAUAAUACUGCACUAACUUGUUCUUUGGAAAUCACAAUCGCUCUUUACAUAGUUACCAGGGCUCCGAUUUGGUCUGUCUUUCAGUUUCCUGAUUGCACUUGAUCGUAGUCAGCUUCAUGAGCAAUUUUAUCAUGAAAUCCUCCCGUAGGAUUCUCCUUCAUUACCCGAAUUCAUCUUCUUUCCGCUUCCUACCAUCAAAGGUGCGCCAAACUGCGGCCGACAAUUCGUCGAAACUUCCUAUUAAUUUGGAUCGCUGCAGUUACUACCCUUUGCGAAUGUUGGGGUUUCGACGCAUGAGUAAUUACACCCAGAAAGCUUCUCGCUCACCUCUUUUAAAUCUUGGCCAUUCGAGGGCAAUUUCAAGGUUCUUCAAUUUAAGUGCAACAGAAAGAAGGGAUGUUUCUGUCAUUGCUAGAGUUGCGUCCGAAGUUCGCGGUUUCUCAACUUCAACUAAAACCUGUGUGAAUGAAAAUAAUUUUGAGAGGAUUUAUGUACAGGGCAGUAUAAAUGUGAAACCAUUAGUGGUGGAAAUUAUAGAUAGAGAUGAGAAUAUUGCAGAAGAGCAAGAAUCUAGCUUAAAAGUUGGUGGUGAAAAUGACAUUAAAGAGAAGCCAGGAGGUUUGAAUGUAUCUGAGGAUGUGAGUCUGAAGAGUAGAGUUAAGGAGUCUGAUGCCGAAAAAGAGGCCUGGAAAUUAUUGCAGGAUGCAGUUGUGACAUAUUGUGGCAAUCCUAUUGGGACGGUGGCAGCGAAUGACCCUAGUGACAAGCAACCGUUAAAUUAUGAUCAGGUCUUUCUUCGGGACUUCAUUCCUUCUGCACUUGCUUUUUUGCUUAGGGGAGAAAAAGAGAUUGUCAAGAACUUUCUCCUUCACACCUUGCAAUUGCAGAGUUGGGAGAAAACCGUGGAUUGCUAUAGUCCUGGGCAGGGUUUGAUGCCUGCUAGUUUCAAAGUUAGAACUGUGCCUCUUGAUGAAGAGAAGUAUGAAGAAGUUUUAGAUCCUGAUUUUGGGGAAUCAGCAAUCGGUCGUGUUGCUCCUGUAGAUUCAGGGUUGUGGUGGAUCAUCUUGUUGCGGGCUUAUGGGAAGCUCACUGGUGACUACAGUUUGCAAGAAAGGGUUGAUGUUCAAACAGGCUUGAAAAUGAUCCUUAACUUGUGUUUGACUGAUGGGUUUGAUAUGUUUCCUUCUCUGUUAGUCACAGAUGGUUCUUGCAUGAUAGACAGGAGAAUGGGCAUUCAUGGCCACCCCCUUGAGAUUCAAGCAUUAUUUUACUCAGCACUUCGCUGCUCCCGUGAGAUGCUUGCUAUGGAUGACGGAUCCAAGAAUUUGGUGAGGGCUAUUAACAACAGACUAAGUGCCCUGUCAUUCCACAUUAGAGAAUACUAUUGGGUGGAUAUGAAAAAGGUGAAUGAGAUAUACAGGUAUAAAACAGAAGAAUACUCCAUGGAUGCCAUUAACAAGUUCAACAUAUAUCCAGAUCAAAUUCCUUCGUGGCUAAUGGAUUGGAUUCCAGAGGCAGGUGGGUAUUUGAUUGGCAACCUGCAGCCAGCUCACAUGGAUUUCAGGUUUUUCAUGCUUGGCAAUAUUUGGUCUAUUGUGUCAUCUUUGGGCACCCCAAAACAGAAUGAGGCUAUCUUGAAUCUGAUAGAAAUCAAAUGGGAUGAUCUUGUGGGGCACGUGCCUCUAAAGAUAUGUUAUCCUGCCUUGGAGUAUGAAGAAUGGCGCAUUAUAACUGGCAGUGACCCAAAGAAUACGCCUUGGUCAUAUCACAAUGGUGGAUCUUGGCCGACGCUGCUCUGGCAGUUCACGCUGGCAUGCAUCAAGAUGGGGAGGAUUAAACUAGCACAGAAAGCAGUUGCUUUAGCAGAGAAGAGACUGCCUGCAGAUUGUUGGCCUGAAUAUUAUGACACCCGUACUGGAAAAUUUAUCGGAAAACAAUCACGGCUUUAUCAAACAUGGACAGUAGCUGGGUUCCUUGCAUCUAAAAUGCUUUUGAAAAAUCCUGAAAUGGCAUCGAUAUUAUUCUGGGAGGAGGAUUAUGAAAUUCUCGAGUUGUGUGCUUGUGCACUUAAUAAGAGUGGCAGAAAAAUAUGCUCUCGCGGUGCUGCCAAGUCUCAGAUUUUGGUGUGAUUAGACUUCUCGGAUUUUUGAACUAUGCUGGCAGAAUGCCUGGUGUAUACUAACAUUGUUUAGGGUUACACGAAUUACCAAGAGCUUCAUAGGACACUGUAAAUUGAAUUUUGAAAUUAGUAACAGAUUCUGCAUUGCUGUAAUUGUGGUAAUGAAGGUUUUCUUUUUGGUAGGUUAGGGGUUUUUCCUUGUCUGUAUGUAAACUAACUAAAAUAUAAGUUAUUGUUUGCCUUGAUAGUUUAUUUACCGUCCCAUCAUUGACAUUGCGAUGA
Molecule: messenger RNA, 2498 nt
Organism: Neltuma alba
Lineage: Eukaryota; Viridiplantae; Streptophyta; Magnoliopsida; Fabales; Fabaceae
Product: alkaline/neutral invertase A, mitochondrial
Exons: 6
Coding region: 214-2226 (670 amino acids)
Biological process (GO): sucrose catabolic process
Cellular component (GO): mitochondrion
Molecular function (GO): sucrose alpha-glucosidase activity; endo-alpha-N-acetylgalactosaminidase activity
Source: RefSeq, a predicted model, not a curated record